AUGAUCAGGAAUAUUUUACGCAGAAGCGCUGCCAGAGUCAGGAUACCGGUGACUAGUGCAACUUGUGCUAGUCGACUAGUGAUGUCAAUAAGAUUAGCGACCAGUACAAGGUACUAUAGUAAUGGUAACGAAGGUGGCCCUGCAAUGACGAAUGGUGUACAGAUUCCCAAGGAAGUGCUAGAGUUGCCUUUACAGCAGUACCACCAGCAUUCUGAGUCAUUCCUGGAAGGGCUGUUUGAUAACCUGGAGGAACUGAGCGAGAAUUACCCUCAACAUAUUCCCGAAGUGGAAUACAGUCACGGUGUUAUGAGCCUUACAGUAGCCGGUGUGGGCACGUAUGUGAUAAACAAACAGCCACCAAAUAAACAGAUAUGGCUCUCUUCACCAAACUCCGGCCCAAACAGAUUUGAUCUGUAUAAGGGAGAAUGGAUAUCCCUACGUAAUAACGAGACUUUGCUUUCAGUACUAGACAAAGAGCUACAUGACGCACUUCCUAAUGAUGCUGAGUUCAAAGUGGAAUCAGAUCAGUGA
This is a messenger RNA of Nakaseomyces glabratus, 531 nucleotides long. It is a transcript of the gene YFH1, whose product is annotated as ferroxidase. Gene Ontology annotation, cellular component: mitochondrion. Gene Ontology annotation, molecular function: ferrous iron binding; 2 iron, 2 sulfur cluster binding; ferric iron binding. NCBI's taxonomy places the organism in Eukaryota, Fungi, Ascomycota, Saccharomycetes, Saccharomycetales, Saccharomycetaceae. The record is from RefSeq and is a predicted model, not a curated record. Gene Ontology annotation, biological process: intracellular iron ion homeostasis; iron incorporation into metallo-sulfur cluster.